AUGCCUCAGCACCUGAUACGGAGUGUGGAUCUGGAGCAAAGCAGGGGCGCCCUCCCGGGCCGGCAGGGACGGGGGCGCCUGUGCGCGCUGGGGAAUCCGCCGUCCCUCAGGGGCGCCUUGUCGGUUAACUCGCCUCUCUUCCCGGGUAGCGGCCGGAGUUUGGUGAGCCUAUCCCUGCGGUGCCGAUGCUUCCACGCUGCGGUGGCGCUCCUGAAGAGAAAGACUGGAGCAGAUCACCAGUGGCUGGAGCGGCAUUUGAGGGACCCCUUUGUCAAGGCAACGAAGCAGCAGAAUUACCGCUGCCGAAGUGCCUUCAAAUUACUGGAGAUAGAUGACAAGCUUCACAUCCUCCGUCCAGGACUUUCUGUGCUUGACUGUGGAGCGGCGCCUGGCGCUUGGAGUCAGGUUGCUGUAGAGAGGGUCAAUGCCUUGGGUACUGAUCCUACUGUCCCUACUGGUUUUGUCCUUGGAAUUGACCUUCUGCGUAUUUCCCCACUGGACGGAGCAGUCUUCCUGUCAGAGACUGAUAUUACAGACCCAAGCACGCUUAGGACAAUUCACAGUCUGCUUCCUGCAGAGAAGGUGGAUGUUAUCUUGAGUGAUAUGGCACCUAAUGCAACAGGCAUCAAAGAACUGGACCAUCAAAAGUUGAUCAGCUUAUGUUUAGGCCUUCUGAAUCUGUCGCAAAGCCUUUUAAAGCCAAAAGGAACUCUGCUCUGUAAAUUCUGGGAUGGACAGGACUCCCGCCUUCUUCAAGGCAGACUGAAGGAGCAGUUUCAAGACGUGAGAACUGUAAAGCCUCAGGCUAGCCGGAAGGACUCUGCUGAAUCUUAUUACUUGGCAAGACUGUACAAAGGGAAAUGAAAGCUGAGAAUUGCAGAUUAUCGAACUGGUGAUCAGACACUGAUUGGAAAUCUUUACUUGGCAGGUAUUUAAAAAAAAAAAAAAAAAGGCA
Struthio camelus australis is the source of this 955-nucleotide messenger RNA. The record is from RefSeq and is a predicted model, not a curated record. Lineage: Eukaryota; Metazoa; Chordata; Aves; Struthioniformes; Struthionidae.